AUGAAGUACUCUGCUGCCAUUAUUGCCUUCGCCGGCUUUGCCGCCGCUCAGACUUUCAACGAACUGCCGCCAUGCUCUCUUCAGUGCUUGGCUAAGGCCAUCACGGACGACGGCAAGUGUCAAAUCGGUAACACGGCCUGUCUCUGCAACCCCGACAACUUUCGGAACAUUUUCUCCGCCGGCACUGUUUGCGUGCUGCAGAGUUGUGGCCCUGAUACCGCCGUCAACCAGGUCAUCCCCGCCGCUACGCGUAUCUGUGAGGCCGCUGCAUCUUCGGCCGUUCUCUCCGCUUCAUCUGCUGUCUCCGCCGCUGCCUCCUCCGCCGUGGUUGCUACCUCCACCAGGAUCUCAGCUGCCGCAUCUUCGGCUGUGUCGUCUGCGAUUGGAACCAUCCCUAGUCCUAUUACAUCUGCACCACGCCCUGGAAUCACCCGAACCUCUAUCGUCACCAGCACCGUUACUACCAUCUAUAACGGCAAUCUCACUAGAACGACUACGCAACUUCCCACCACGCAAGUUCCCGUCACCGUCAACGGUGCUGCCGUACAGGGUCCUAUAGGUAUCGCAGCUGCCAUUGCUCUUGGAGCCCUUGCUUACCUGUAA
Molecule: messenger RNA, 603 nt
Organism: Colletotrichum graminicola M1.001
Lineage: Eukaryota; Fungi; Ascomycota; Sordariomycetes; Glomerellales; Glomerellaceae
Product: CFEM domain-containing protein
Exons: 2
Coding region: 1-603 (200 amino acids)
Source: RefSeq, a predicted model, not a curated record